AUGAGUGUCGCGACCGUAUCGACCAAUCCAUUAGGUAACUGCGACAGCCAACCCAAUAAUCAUUCCGACACGUUCUGCAAUGCCCACGACAACUAUACCACCGCUGGUGAUGAACUCUCCAACAAGAGUCUGCCCUUUCCAGACCUGGUCGAGGUUCCAACACUCCAACCUCCCCCCCGAAAAUCGCCACGGAGUGCCUCCACAGACUCACCCACUCUAGUCCCCAGCUCCCCACCAUCUCCCACAUCCCUCCCCAACACACCAAUCCAAUGGACAACCGCCGACCUAAUAUACCUAACCUCCCUCCUCCACCCCACCGCCCUCCUAACAAACACCCUCCUCUUCUCCCCCCCUCUCGACUCCCACCCCACCCACCUCCGCCUCUACACCACCAUCCCCCGCCCCCCAUCAGCCAUCGCAAAACUCCUCCCCACAAGCAUCACCCGUCCCCACUUCCGCCGCGUCCUAUUCGCCGAAUCAGAAAAAUGCCCCUCCGCCGCCUCCGCGCGCGCUUCGCUCGCACACGCUCUCCUCGCGGAUGAGUGGCACGCCGCGUACAUGCUCGCUACAUACGACGUCCUAGCUAUACUCUACAGCACACCCCUCCUAUUACUGACCAGCAUACACCGCGGCAUGCUGUACAUGCUCGCCGUCUCGGACGCGGAGUGGCACGCUCGCCUGAUACAUUUGCGCGGCGGGGUGAUCGGGCCUGGCGGCGCUGUGGACUGGAGCGGUGGUGCGGAGGCGGGUGUGGACGGGAGUUGUGGGGUCGAAGCUAGAUUGGAGCUUUUUCUGCUGGAGAGCGGGAGGACGGAGAUCGAGGGGUGGGUGGGGAAGGUUGGAGUAGCGGUUGGGUUGUCUGGCGGGGAGAGGGUGGCGUGCGGGGUUGUGUAUGGGGAUGCGGCGGCGUUUUUGGGGAGGGUGGUUGGGGGGUGUGGGUAG
Molecule: messenger RNA, 942 nt
Organism: Dothidotthia symphoricarpi CBS 119687
Lineage: Eukaryota; Fungi; Ascomycota; Dothideomycetes; Pleosporales; Dothidotthiaceae
Exons: 2
Coding region: 1-942 (313 amino acids)
Source: RefSeq, a predicted model, not a curated record